Molecule: messenger RNA, 3411 nt
Organism: Diachasmimorpha longicaudata
Lineage: Eukaryota; Metazoa; Arthropoda; Insecta; Hymenoptera; Braconidae
Gene: Klp67A
Product: kinesin-like protein KIF18A
Exons: 3
Coding region: 170-2842 (890 amino acids)
Biological process (GO): microtubule-based movement
Molecular function (GO): microtubule binding; microtubule motor activity; ATP binding
Source: RefSeq, a predicted model, not a curated record
AAUUUCAAGUCCUAGCAUGACGCUAACGGUUUGCGAUGCUCCAGAUCGUCGAUUGUGUUGAUUCCCCGUGUUCCCCAAAGAAAUUGCCGAUUAAAAGCGAAAAACAAUUCGCCCCGUCAUCGUUGGGCUCCACUAAUUUGACGUAAAGCUUUCCACUGACUCUACGAGAAUGGUACUGAACAAACGUGACCUGGAGAAGGUCUUCUCUCCAGGAAAGUCCCGACGACUCUACAAACGCCGUUCAGGUGGAAUCAAGCCCAGCACAAGUGGCGGAACAAUGAAAUCAGUAACAAGUGAGAACGAUGGUGGAACCAGUAUAAAAGUAAUCGUGAGAGUUCGUCCCCACAAUGAGAGGGAAUCCCAGGACAACCACAGGACUGUUAUCAAAGUAGUUGACGAGAAGAUGUUGAUAUUCGAUCCAAAAGUUGAGGAGAAUCCCUUUUUCUACAGAGGAGUGGCCCAAAAGGGCCGUGAUCUCCUGAAAAAACAGAACAAAGAACUUCAAUUUAUCUUUGACCACGUAUUCGACAUGAGCUGUUCAAAUGAACAAGUAUUUGAUGGCACAACGAAAGAAAUUAUUUCCGAUUUGCUGGAGGGCUACAACUGUUCGGUCUUCGCUUAUGGAGCUACUGGAGCUGGAAAGACUCACACAAUGCUGGGAAGGGAGGGAGAUCCUGGCAUCACUUACAGAACAAUGGCAGAACUAUUUACCCAGAUCGAGAGGCAAAAGGAGAACCGAAACUUCACUCUUGGUGUGACAUACCUGGAGAUCUACAAUGAAAACGUUCAGGAUCUCCUUCACAAGUCCGGCCCCCUGGCACUUCGUGAAGAUGGUCGUGCUGGGGUGAUAGUGGCCAAUCUGAAAAUCAUCUCCAUCACAAGCGCUGAUGAGCUCCUUCAGCUUCUGGCGCGUGGAAAUAAGAACAGAACUCAACAUCCAACUGAUGCCAAUCAGGAAAGCAGUCGAAGUCACGCCGUGUUUCAAGUCUACGUCAACAUGGCGAGUAAGUUGGAUGGACAGGUGAAGCAGGUCAAACUCUCGAUGAUAGAUCUAGCUGGUUCAGAGAGGGCGUCUGCCACUGGUUGCAAGGGGGCCAGAUUUAAAGAGGGAGCGAAUAUCAAUAAAUCACUAUUGGCUCUUGGCAACUGCAUCAAUAAUCUUGCUGAUGGUGUCAAGCACAUCCCUUACAGAGACUCCAAGCUCACUCGUCUGUUGAAGGACUCGUUGGGGGGAAAUUGUCGAACUGUGAUGAUUGCUAAUAUUGGCCCCUCGAGCAUGAGUUACGAGGACACUUACAAUACUUUGAGGUACGCCAAUCGAGCGAAAAAGAUCAAGACACAUAUCAAGAAGAACAUUAUCUCCUGUGAGUUGCACGUCACAGGUUAUAUCAAACUUGUGGACGAGCAGAAGAAGGAGAUCGAAAUGUUGAAGCAAAAAUUAUUGGCCCUGGAGAGCAAGAGUAUGUCAUCACACUUGUCACCAGAACCCUCUGAACUCAGUGAAGAGGCCCAAAGGGAAAUUAAGGAGAUGACUGACAGGUUAAAUGAUCUUUACGAGCAGAAGAAAUCACUCAACGAAAAAGUUCUCUCCCUCCAGAGUGCUGAUAAAAUCCUCUGCUCUAGAAUUCAGUACAAAAUUGCUGCUGACAAACGUCUACAGAAUCUCACAGCAGCUCUGGAUCUCAUACCUGAGGAGCAGAAUGCCAGUGGCAAAUCCAGGGUCAACAAGUCUCUUCUGCACUUCAAGAGACAACGGGAGAUCGUCAAGAUUCAGAUGGAGCAGGCGUGGAGUGAACUCCAGUCAGUGGAACGAGACCUCAGUACUCUUAACGACGAGAUAAGCAAGAAGGGACUGACUGAAAAUUUGAAGGAUACCAGUGCAGUGAAGAUGGUGGAGAUCAAGUCCUGCAGGACCCAGCAGCAGUACGAACAUGCUAGGAAGAUCUGCAGCCUACAGCAGUGCGAGAUGGAGUCGAGUGACACAAUAUUGAAGACGAUGAGUGGAAUUCUCCAGACGUACUAUGGGACAAUGUGUGGAUACAACAUCAUGACAGAUAAAAUGAAGACUGAGUACAAACAACUUGUUAAAUCGUUGGAAGGAGUGAGGAAUAUCAAGUGGGCUGAUGCCGAUGAGCACAGUCCUCACGAGGAUCUGUAUAAUCGUACUGGCCUGACCCUGGAGGAGCUGGUGGAUCCUUUGAACAGUGAAAUGCCAAUUCACAAUGCUCUCUAUCUAGAGGACGAAACAACUGUUCCUGAGAACAAAUUAAACGCCACUUUCGAUGAAGCUUCGAAUAACGUAUGCUCACCCUCUGUCGAGAAUAAUCUCAAUUCCACGAUAACAGUGGAUUCUCCAGUGUGUGAUGAGCCAGAUAUGUCUGAUAGAGUUAUGGAAAAUGGAGAGGAGAUAAAAGCAAGUCAGUUAAAUAAUACAUUCAAUUUGAUGGAGAAUAAAGCGAAAAAACGUAUUCUAGCUGAUAAAAAUCAUACGACUAAUAAAACACCGAAUAAAGUCAGAAAAAUAUCACCGAAGAGCAGGGUUGUUUCGGUGCAGCAGACCAAUCACAAUUUCACGGGAAAGGAGAACAAGGGAAGUGGAAAACCUGUUAGUGUUAUGAGUGCGAAGAGCGUUGCUAUUUUGAAUAAGUUGAAAAAUGACAGGCCCAAACUUCUGUCGCAAAUAUCUUCGACAGCUUAUGAGGGAGGAAAUAAUGAGCACACGGGACUCAAGGCAGUUCGUAACAAGGAGAGGAGGGGCUUGGUCAAUACCCAUCCCUAUCAGAAGAAUCCUAUAAAACCGAAGUUACCAUCGGCAGCGCCGUCGUCCCGUGUACCCUGGUAGGGUUAUUAUUUCAGAAAAAUGAGCAAAAUAUCCAAAUCCGUGUGUGUUUAUUACUGGCACCAUUUAUCCCAUGGUUUGAGCGGUAAGACUUAUUUUAAUGCACGUAGCACUUGCAGAAUCUCAAAAUAACCUAUGGAAAUUCUUUCCUCAUUAUUAUACGUCAUUUGAGAAGUGUCUGAGUCUCUACCGCCAAUUUUUCAUUGUAGUUUAGAUUAAUUUUAACGACUGAAUAAAUGUAAAUUUUUUGAAAUUAUUAUCCGACACAAAUGCUCCUCUCACUGAGCCUGUACUCUAUUUUCAUUUGAAUUUUUUGAUUUUUAUGAGAUUGUCGGUAGAUUCUAGGAGUGGUAAUGUAAUUCUUGAUGACAAAAGUUUUAAAUUCAAUAUGAAUAGUUGUUGGAGGAGAGUUUUACAAUUUUCGUAAAGACAUCAUUUAUGUAUAUUAUUGUUAUCGAUACUCACCGUGGAUAAAGGCGAGCAAUAUGACAAUACAUUUUCUAUAUAUAAUAAUUGUAAUCUCACAAAUGUGUAAUGUUUGUAACAGUCGAAUAAAGUUUUUUAUGCAAGAA